AUGGGAACGUGGGCGUGUGAGAAGGAGUGGGCAUACGAGGUGGGUGAGAUUGGAGGGCGAGGAGGGCGAGGGCCAGUAGCGGGAGGACCCGCGGGAGGGAUUGAGGAGGGGGAGAUGAGAAGCGGGAGAUGGGAAGGGGGAGACGAGAAGCGGGAGAUGGGAAGGGGGAGACGAGAAGCGGGAGAUGGGAAGGGGGAGACGAGAACCGGGAGAUGGGAAGGGGGAGAUGAGAAGCGGGAGAUGGGAAGGGGGAGACGAGAAGCGGGAGAUGGGAAGGGGGAGACGAGAAGCGGGAGAUGGGAAGGGGGAGACGAGAAGCGGGAGAUGGGAAGGGGGAGACGAGAAGUGGGAGAUGGGAAGGGGGAGACGAGAAGCGGGAGAUGGGAAGGGGGAGACGAGAAGCGGGAGAUGGGAAGGGGGAGACGAGAAGCGGGAGAUGGGAAGGGGGAGACGAGAAGUGGGAGAUGGGAAGGGGGAGACGAGAAGCGGGAGAUGGGGAGCGGAGAAACAGUGACAUUCAGAUGGAUGGAAGCAGGAGCAGGUAAGGCGUCCCACAUGUAA
This is a messenger RNA of Closterium sp. Naga37s-1, 561 nucleotides long. The record is from the annotation of a GenBank genome assembly. Lineage: Eukaryota; Viridiplantae; Streptophyta; Zygnematophyceae; Desmidiales; Closteriaceae.